CUCAAUGGCUCUUCGUCUCUGCGCUUUUUCUACUUCGUGAACUUUCAGCAUGGCUGCACUUAGUAAGCUAUGACUAAGCGGCUCGGAUAAACAUGCCAAAAAGGGACACAAAGCCACAGUCGAAAGCACAAAAAUUAUCAAAAGCGAAAACAUCGUCGUUCGUUCGUUUUAGCAUCCGCGCUACAUGCAGUAAUCUACUCUACAACGACUCUAACACCACGCCGAUCCUACGUCUAAUCCUUGAUAAUCUUGCUUAAUACAGUCUGAACUACCCGCACGACUGGAUUAAUACCCAUUUUACUUGUCCCCUGGACGCGAGGGAGGGAGACAGCACCACGGAUUAGAACAUACAUACACACCCGCGGGGCAGAAUAAUUCACAAUGUCGACGGGCUUCGAUAAAUGCAAGACGCGUCCACCGCAUAUGGAUGCCAUAUUAAACGGACUCGACAGAUACAACCCAGAGACCACCACUGUUUUUCAAGAUUAUGUCGUACAGCAGUGUGAGGACAGGACAUUUGAUUGCUAUGCCAACCUAGCCCUGCUGAAACUCUACCAAUUCAACCCACACCUUCUCAACAUCGAAACAACAACAAACAUCCUCGUCAAGGCUCUAACCGUCUUCCCAUCUCCCGCCUUCUCCCUUUCCCUCUCCCUCCUACCUGCCUACACCCAACCAUUCCACAAUUCCGCUCCCGCCCAGGGCCCCUCCGCAACUCUUCCCAUCCAAACAGCAGACUUCGUCGAAUCAGUGCAGAAGCUAGCUCGUCUCUCCACCCUGCUCGAAUCAGCACAGUACUCCCUCUUCUGGUCAACCCUAAACUCAGAUGACCUCUACGCGGACCUUAUCGCCGACGUAGCUGGGUUCGAAGAGUUGAUUCGCGUGCGUAUUGCGGUGGAAGUUGGAAAAGCUUUCCGUGAAAUCAGCGCAGAGAUGCUUAUGGAUUGGCUUGACGUUAAGGGAUUGGAUACCUUGGAGAAGUUUGUUGUAGAUGUUUGUGGAUGGGAGGUUGAUAAGAGCGGUGCUUCGGGUGCGAAUGAUGCGAAGAACGUCACUGUGCGUGUUCCGCGGAAUAAGGAGAAUGAAGCCAGGGGUGAAGUUAAGGGUGAGAAGGUCGGCAUUGAGAUGUUUGGAAGGGUUAUUCGGAGGGGUUUCGAGCAGCCUGCUUGAUUGUUCUCUUUUGACAUUUGUUUUCCUAUUUCUUUUAACCCCCUUGCAUUCAUCUCUUCGAUAGAUACGAUACCUGCGUGGUACUGGGUUUGGCAUUUUGCCCAUGUUACGUCUUUUAAUGGCUUUAUUCUAACGGCUGGACGAGAACCAAACAAAAAAGAAUCAAAAACGAAUUAUGCCUUUCAACUUGCUGUCUAUCUUCUGGUUUCUUUAUCCAACUGCUCUAUUCAUUUAGGCUGUAACCUCUCCUCCCACUGUACACCUACCCAUUCUUCUCUCCAGCCAGCCUCCCCUACGAUCUCUGGUGCACAGUCUGCCGCACAAACGCCUAAGAUGAUGGUUCCCCAUUCCAUGCCCAAAUCGUCCUUGGGUCCAAGCCCAAUUCCUUCCAUGCCCUCUUCAAGCAUGGCGAUAGCAUGCGGUACGAGCUGGAGCUCAAAUACACGUUCUGAACCACAUGUCUCACACCGUGGUAUCUUGCUACUGCCUUUCCUCCCGCUAACUUGCACCUUCAUGUUCGACUGCGCUUGACUUGUAGUCUCUGAAGCAAAUAGCUUCCCUACCUCGUCACUCGUGGAGUAAAGCAGUGGGGUUCCUCGGAAUUCAUAUCUCAGUACUUGUUCCGGGUUAUGCUCCAGACGUGUCGAGAACCGAAUAAACGACUUAUCCAUAGAUGAUUCAAAUAGUUCCUUUUCCGUCUCCUUUACACCAAUUGACGAAGAACCGUCAUUCUCUGCCUCGAGGGUAUCUAUCUUUACAUUGGAAGGCACCGGGGCCUCCGUCUUGGAAAGUGCUUCAUAUUCAGCGUCAAAGAAGUAAUGGGGGUAAGGCGGUGGAAAAGCAGACUGAUCUGGCCAGGGAGCCUGCGGCCCAUCUACGGGCUUAGAAGACUGUGCUGAAAUGCUGGCCUUUUGCGCAAAUGUCUCGGGAAGAGAUUCCCCCGCAGGUUCUGGCGAGGUCGUCAUCUCAUCAUCCGGUUUCUGCGGUACCACUGCUGCAAGCGAUGAUGUAGGGGGUAGAGAAGCGAAGGGGUUGACAGGGCUGUUUCCACCACCAAUCGAGGAUGUCGAGAAAGGAUUCGAGCUUCCCAAUGCACCGGAAGGGGAUUUUACUCCAAAUAGAUCAGCUCCUAGAUCUCGUUUGGGUUUAUUCUGCGCUUCUUCUUUCUGCUUCUCAAAUACUUUCUCCCUCUCUUCGACGGUCUUGUGCCUCUUCACUGCGCGUAGAGCUCGUAUGCUCCCCUUUUUGCGACUGCACGUCCGCCUCACGCAACCGAAUAUAU
This is a messenger RNA of Trichophyton rubrum CBS 118892, 2452 nucleotides long. RefSeq names its product eukaryotic translation initiation factor 3 subunit K. Gene Ontology annotation, biological process: regulation of translational initiation. The record is from RefSeq and is a predicted model, not a curated record. The transcript is spliced from 2 exons. Lineage: Eukaryota; Fungi; Ascomycota; Eurotiomycetes; Onygenales; Arthrodermataceae. The coding region runs from base 382 to 1170 and encodes 262 amino acids. Gene Ontology annotation, cellular component: cytoplasm; eukaryotic translation initiation factor 3 complex. Gene Ontology annotation, molecular function: translation initiation factor activity; ribosome binding.